Molecule: messenger RNA, 1101 nt
Organism: Sipha flava (yellow sugarcane aphid)
Lineage: Eukaryota; Metazoa; Arthropoda; Insecta; Hemiptera; Aphididae
Exons: 6
Coding region: 282-992 (236 amino acids)
Molecular function (GO): sequence-specific DNA binding
Source: RefSeq, a predicted model, not a curated record
AACGAAUGUGCACAUCAAUUCCAUUUUAAAAUAAUUCCAUAUAUUUUGCGUGUUUCGACUUGUUUUAAUUUUUACAUUGUACAAACGUGCACAGCAAUAGUGUGCACCGCUAUAACACACACACACACACUGAUACAGUUCCGUCGCGGACAACCGCCUGCCGUUUGGCCUUCAGAAUAACCAAAUCUGAAUAUUAUAUUAUUUUCAUAAUAUUCUGAAUUUAUAUUUUGAAAAAUAAUCUUCAUAACACUACAGAUUUAUUUCAGGUCUUAAUAAUUAAAAUGGUUCUUGUGUGCUCAGUAAUUAGCUGCAAAACUAAACACUCAAAGGGUUCUGGUAUUAAGUUCCACAAAUAUCCUGCAGAUAUUGAAUUGAAAAUGAAAUGGUUGGCAUCCAUUAAAAAUCCAAAUUGGUUUGUUCCAUAUCCAAGAUCGGUUGUAUGUAGUAAACAUUUUGAUGAUGAUGAUUAUAAAAUCAAUGUUUGGGGACACAAAAAACUUAAAAUUAAUGCGAUCCCAAAAUCAACAAUUAACCGUCAAUUUUUGUUAAAUGAAUUUGAAGUACUUUAUGUGUCAACAGAAAACAGUGGUGGGAGUGAACUUAAUUCAAAUGUUAGCGAAAUAGUAAAUACUAUUACAAGUGGUACCUCGAAUCUUUCAACCAAUUCUACAAUGGAUCUUGAUGAUUCAAUAAUACUUGGGUCGCUUGAUGAAAAUAAUGUUGCUAUAAAUUUAUCAAUCACUACACCUACACCAAAAAAAAGAAAACCAUUUCGCUACUUAGGAGAUUUUAAGGAAGAAGAUUUGGAAACGCCCCGAAUCAGAAAAAUGUUUUGGUCUAUGUACAAAACAACAUUGGAUAAUAAAAUAAAAGCUGAAAAGGUGUUAAAACAAAAAAAUUACAGAUUAAAAAUGAAAAUAAAGGCAUUGAACAGUUUAAUAGAUAAAUUACAAGCUGAUAACAAAAUUACAGCCAAGUGUUCAAAUGACUAACUUUUAAUUUAUUAAUAAAUCAUAAAUUAUUCAGAUCCCUGCUUCAGAUGAAGAAAUAUUUUCUGGUGAUACAAAUAAUAGGUAUUAUACUAUUUAUUUUAUUGUUAUA